This is a messenger RNA of Parascedosporium putredinis, 1095 nucleotides long. The record is from the annotation of a GenBank genome assembly. NCBI's taxonomy places the organism in Eukaryota, Fungi, Ascomycota, Sordariomycetes, Microascales, Microascaceae.
AUGCCCUUUGCGAGCCAACUAUCGAAUUCCAGCUCGACAGUCCCCGAUUCCAACCUCGAUCCGACCUCUGUCUCGCGUCCGGCCAUUUCCGGUGCUCAGGUGGGAAACGCUCUCACUCUGACCGAUGACCAUGCGGCAGCAGCGCGUUCGUUGCAGGAUAUUAGCUUUGGGGCCCCUUCCACAAGCUAUAAUAUGACAGCCGAUCUCGAUGUGGAUUCUGAGGGGCGACCGCCCUAUCGCCAUGCUAUGUUGGCAGGCGGCAUCGGCGGCUGUACUGGCGAUCUGUUGAUGCACUCUCUCGAUACUGUCAAAACGCGGCAGCAAGGCGACCCUCACAUUCCUCCAAAAUACACAUCUCUCGAUCACGGCGUCCAGCAGCACGUUUCGUAUCUCUCGGCUGGGUUCCUCGGAGACCUCGGUGCUUCCAUUGUAUACGUUCCGUCCGAAGUUCUCAAGACCCGCCUCCAACUUCAAGGCCGAUAUGACAAUCCUUACUUCAACUCUGGCUACAAUUAUCGCGGAACUAUCGAUGCUGCUCGGACGAUUGUGCGAAACGAAGGCUUCUCGGCGCUGUUCUACGGAUACAAGGCCACCCUGUACCGGGAUCUUCCAUUCUCCGCGCUGCAGUUCAUGUUCUGGGAACAGUUCCACGCCUGGGCCAGGCAGUACAAGCAAAGUCGGGAUAUUGGCGUCCCGUUGGAGCUCUUGACCGGCGGCGUUGCUGGUGGGCUUGCGGGCGUCAUUACCUGCCCGCUUGAUGUGGUGAAGACGCGACUGCAGACCCAAAUCAACUAUAAUAUCCCCGAGCAGCCACCCAUUCCUAUGCAGGGGUUCACGCCAAUAAUCAAAAGCGCUCCAUCUCUACCUCGUCACCAUCCACGCAUACCCCCGACCUGGCGCAAUCAAUCUCCGAACCUCAUCAGUCUUCCAGGGACUCCGCCUGAUCUAUCAGGUGGAAGGUAUUGGGGUUGGUUUAGGGGUGUCGGUCCGCGUGGUGUCUGGACUUUUAUCCAGAGCGGCUGUAUGCUAUUCCUGUACCAGCGGCUUUUGCGACAGCUACAGGUCUGGGAUCCGGUCGAGGAAGUUGAGCUCUGA